This is a messenger RNA of Anguilla anguilla (European eel), 1956 nucleotides long. Its product is annotated as SPRY domain-containing SOCS box protein 4-like. Gene Ontology annotation, biological process: proteasome-mediated ubiquitin-dependent protein catabolic process. The record is from RefSeq and is a predicted model, not a curated record. Gene Ontology annotation, molecular function: protein binding. Bases 19 to 852 code for a protein of 277 amino acids. The transcript is spliced from 2 exons. NCBI's taxonomy places the organism in Eukaryota, Metazoa, Chordata, Actinopteri, Anguilliformes, Anguillidae. Gene Ontology annotation, cellular component: SCF ubiquitin ligase complex.
CCGCCAAUUAGCGGCGCGAUGGGUCAGAAGAUCUCGGCGGGCAUCAAGUCGGUGGACGUGCGGGGCGAGCCGGCCUUCCGGCCCGUGCGGCGGGAGCUGCGGGGGCCGGACUUCUCCAAGCCGGCCCGGCUGGACCUCCUGCUGGACAUGCCGCCGGCGCCGCGGGACCAGCAGCUGCGGCACGCCUGGAACGCCGAGGACCGCUCGCUCAACAUCUUCGUCAAGGAGGACGACGGGCUGACCUUCCACCGCCACCCGGUGGCGCAGAGCACGGACUGCGCGCGCGGGCGCGUGGGCUACACCCGCGGCCUGCACGCCUGGCGCGUCCGCUGGCCGCUGCGCCAGCGCGGCACGCACGCCGUGGUGGGCGUGGCCACGGCCGAGGCGCCCCUCCACUCCGUGGGCUACACCUCGCUGGUGGGCAGCACCCCGGAUUCCUGGGGCUGGGACCUGGGGCGCAACAGGCUCUACCACGACAGCAAGAACCAGCCCCCGUCGGCCGCCCCCUCCUACCCGGCCUUCCUGGAGCCCGACGAGGCCUUCGUGCUGCCCGACGCCCUGGUGGUGGUGCUGGACAUGGACGAGGGCACGCUCAGCUUCAUGGUGGACGGCCAGUACCUGGGCGUGGCCUUCCGGGGCCUGAAGGGGAAGAAGCUGUACCCCAUCGUCAGCGCCGUGUGGGGCCACUGCGAGAUCACCAUGCAGUACAUCAACGGCCUCGAUCCGGAGCCCCUCCCCCUGAUGGACCUGUGUCGGCGAGCCGCGAGGCUGGCGCUGGGCCGAGAUCGGCUGCACGAGAUCGAGUCGCUGCCGCUGCCCCAGUCGCUGAAGAAUUACCUCCAGUACCAGUGACCGCAGGCGGACUCCACGAGGAGGCGGAGAGCAACACUGGAGAAAGGAAUCCGAUCAAUGCAAGCGACGGACAAGGCCAAGGCCAGGGCCAAGGAUUCGGUCUCGAAGGAUGAAUUUGUUUACAUUUAGCAUCGCACCUCUGUGCUGCGGAGACUGCGGAGAGUUUUAUUUCGGUUUUGGUUUGGUUUUUAAUUUAUUGAUCGCUCGUAAUGCAGACGGACGGACGGACGGACAGACGGGCACGGAUGGAGGUAACGGGAGCAGACGUGGGGAUGGGGCAGGAAGUGCCCCGCCCGGUCGCCCUUACGGCCCGUUUCGGGAUCGCGUCGGGACAGCACGCUAACCUAGGGAUGCCUUUGAAUAGGAUUAUAUUUAUAUUCAGGUCUGUAUACCUCAGACUCUCUGAGUUAUUCUCUUGCCAUCCUAGCCCUAAGGAACUGAGAUAUAUGCCACACACCACAGAUAUCCAGCCAGUUUUUGUGCUCAGUUUCCUUGGCUAGUAGCCACCCUGCACAGCGCCCUCUAGGGGUGACUCUUGGGCAGACGGUGCCAGCUGGAAUGGUACGAGCCUGAAAUGCACACAGUAACCAUAGCGCCCGUGUCACGUGUGAAACCGCAGCGAGAUGUAGUUCUCGAAAGGUUCGACAUGGCUACGCGUCUCAGACCUUCUCCACUCCUCGAAUUCUUCCUUUUUUGUAUUUUACGUAAAAAUCAAAUUUUUUUUUCCGUUGGCUUUUUUUCUAAAUCUUUUCUUUUUAAGAUUUGGUCAUCCUUGUAUCUUUUGGAAAUCCCCCUUAUUUAUGGACUACGGUUUUUUAAAAUAAUGAUGGCAAUUUAAAAAAAAGUAACUGUCUACAGUUGUUUUUAAAUGUAAUCUUCAGGCAAGCACACAUUUUAAAGAUGUCACCUGAGAUUUUUUUCAAAAACAUGCUGCUUUUUCCGUAUUAUUAUUAUUAUUAUUAUGAUUUCUAAUACUGUAAAUCUAUCUUUCCUGCUCAGCUCUUCUGGGUCUGGAAGUCAUGCCAUGAAAACUAGUGGAAUGUAUAGACAGUGCUGCCCCUACCGUAUUUUAAAUGUGAAUAAAAUCAAGCGAAUGACUGAGAA